AUGCACGUUUCCAGCACUAUUCUUGCCCUUGGCCUUUCUGCUAGCUUGGUCUCUGCCACUGCCCCGCUAUUCGGAGUCCAACAAUCAGGCGAAAACUGCGUUAUCCGCGCAGACAACUUUGCUACCGGUUGCUCUGGCACUUCUGCUGCCUUUGCAAAAUUGAGCGGCAUCGAUUGCACAGCCGACGUUACCAAUCUUAACCCAACAAUCUGCGGUGAUGGUUCAUCAGUUCUCAUUGAACAGGAUGGUGACGAUGGAUUCAACAUUCUCAUGUUGGAUUCAACGGGUAACCCUUCGGGAUACUGCUAUGUGAGCGAUCUCAUAACUGGCAGUAGUUGCGACGCGACAGCAACGGGCUAUCCUUCAGCAACUGCGACUCCGAGCCAUGUUAUCGGCAAAUGA
Molecule: messenger RNA, 402 nt
Organism: Penicillium taxi
Lineage: Eukaryota; Fungi; Ascomycota; Eurotiomycetes; Eurotiales; Aspergillaceae
Exons: 2
Coding region: 1-402 (133 amino acids)
Source: RefSeq, a predicted model, not a curated record